GAAAAAGCGCUGAACUUGUCUUUUGAAGUGUCCGUCAGUUGCGAUACUUCUGACGAAAAAUGCAAAACAUUUUCUCCAAUCGCCUCAACUGUCGUCCGAUUUUCACCGCAAGACUCGCGCUUCCGGUUCAACACAUCGGCCACUAAUGCCGGACACGACGUCGUCAUCGCCCGUAUUGUCCGCAACGACACUCACAUCGACGACUCCGAGGCCUACGUGCGGGUACGGGUGGGCCACUCGCAGGUGUGGUCAGUGUUGGCUGAUGUUGUCGGUUGGGUAUACUUCGUCAUAUGGUCGGCCAGCUUUUGGCCGCAAAACAUCCAGAACUACCGGCGCAAGUCAGUGGUGGGUCUGAACCAGGACUUCGCCGCUCUCAAUGUCUCCGGAUUCCUCUUCUACUCCAUCUUCAACUCCGGUCUCUAUUUCUCAGCCAAAGUCCAGUCCCUCUACGAGGAGGCAUUCCCGCGAUCAGAGAUUCCCAUUUUGCUCAAUGAUGUCGUGUACGCCUAUCACGCGGCCUUUGCGACCGCAAUCACUCUCAUCCAGUGUUACAUCUAUGAGAGGGGCGGACAGACUAUGUCUUGGUUAGGGAAGCUGUACUUAGCUGUCACGUGGACUGCGGCCGGUAUCCAACUGGUGUUGAGUUGGACGGGUGUCAUGUCAUGGCUCACGUAUCUCUACUAUUUCUCUUAUGUCAAACUCAGCGUCACUUUAAUUAAAUACGCCCCACAGGCGUGGUCCAACUAUAAGCGUAAGUCAACGAGUGGAUGGUCCAUAUAUAUGAUCUAUAUGGACAUCUCGGGCGGUGUCAACGGACUCUUGCAGAUGAUAUUCAUUGCCUACAACUUCGACGACUGGAAGACUAUUUUUGGUAAUCUCCCCAAAUUUGGUCUCUCUGUGGCCUCCAUUGCAUACGACAUCCUAUUCCUCCUCCAAGAGUUUGUCUUUUACCGCAACAAAGACCCCAGUCUUCAGCCCAUGAAUCAAGAGAAACGCUUAUCGAGAAGUGAAAGUGAAAGCAAACAGAGUUGA
Messenger RNA from Oppiella nova, 1032 nucleotides. The record is from the annotation of a GenBank genome assembly. NCBI's taxonomy places the organism in Eukaryota, Metazoa, Arthropoda, Arachnida, Sarcoptiformes, Oppiidae.